Molecule: messenger RNA, 17113 nt
Organism: Porites evermanni
Lineage: Eukaryota; Metazoa; Cnidaria; Anthozoa; Scleractinia; Poritidae
Source: the annotation of a GenBank genome assembly
AUGGCAACAAAAGCUAAAAGCAAGGGCAUAAUUAAUGAUACCACUCCUUUAAUGUGCACCAUUGAGGGCAUUGCCAAGAAAGAGCACGUGGUAAGUCCACUUCAAUGAUGACAUGAGACUUCCAAAGAUUGGACCGAUCGGUGCACGGAUCAGAGGCUUUUACCCAGCUUGUUUCAUUUUGUUACUCUUUCUUCUCAUCUAUAGGACUAUAUCAUGAAAGUGCAACGUGGAAUCAGUCCCGACGAUUCGUGGCAGGUAUAUUUUGUCCUAAACACCUGGUUGAUCUUGAUAUAAUUUACAUGUCGACCUACAUGUACAUGUAUUAUCAGAUUUCAUCCAUGUUUAACCUCCUGGACCUUGGAAUUUUGCCAAGUUUUGUAACUUCUUAAAUGCGAUAAGCGUGUUAUUUAUUAAGUACUUGUAUACCAAUGCUAUAUGAAUGGUAGAACGUUUAAUAUCCAAAACCCCACCCCCUAUGGAUGAGAUUUUCUGAAGGGGGAGGGGGGGGGAGCUUGAAAGUUAUUUCUUCAGGGGUGGCUAUGUUGGUCCCCUCACAGGUAGCCCAAGCUCACUAUGAGAGCCCUGAACAACAUUAUCCUACUUAGCUAAUUAAUUAUUCAUACAGCAAGAAAAUUAUAAGAGGUUGUAUGGAGAAGUAUUCUUUGCUCACUAAAUUAGCAAAAUGUACAUUGAAUAUCGCUUUGAAGCUUACCUUUAGCAUCUUCUUGUUUUUCUUUGUAUUCUGACUGCAUUUCAGACCUCCUAGGCACUGUUUAAGGCCUUUUUUGGAGCGACAGUUUUUCACCCAGGUGACAGUAGAGAGAAGAGAAGAGAAGGUUGGCAAACCUCUCUUGACCGGCUCCGCUCUCGGCGGCGAUAAAUUCCGUGACAUUUACGACAUGGAGACAAUUCUGCCAGAAACAGAUGUCCUGAUAAAUAACGCACAUUUUCCAUCAUUCACAUCGCCAAAAUUCCCAUUUCGAAGGUCCUAAAUCGCCAACGAAGUGGGCAAUACACGGCUGAGGUGAGGCGAGUCGAGAGCAGACCUGCAACGGACUCCAAUGUUUGAAAAAGGGAGGAAAAAUAGCUAACAACUAUUUACAGCCGUAGUAAUUCUUAUUGCAAAAUUUUUUUCUAAAUCAUACAUAAAAAAACCAUUGUCAAGCGCUUUUUAAAAAGAAGAGUAGAGAUCAAAACAUUAACAACGCGACAUGUUUUUGAUAUUACAUGUCACUAUCACACGCGAUGCUUGACUUCCGCGACCCCGGAGUGUAAUGUGUGAAGUGAAAAAUCAGUUACUGUGCCCAGUAGGCUAAAUGCUCCAAUUGUCCUUUGACGGUUGAACAAUUUGACCCUGCCAGCCCGCGUCGGUUUGAAUUGUCGACGUGACAGUUGGAGUCCGUUGCGGGUCUGCUCUCGACUCGCCUCACCUCAGCCAUGUAUUGCCCACUUCGUUGGCGAUUUAGGACCUUCGAAAUGGGAAUUUUGGCGAUGUGAAUGAUGGAAAAUGUGCAUUAUUUAUCAGGACAUCUGUUUCUGGCGGAAUUGUCUCCAUGUCGCAAAUGUCAUGGAAUUUAUCGCCGCCGAGAGCGGAGCCGGUCAAGAGAGGUUUGCCAACCUUCUCUUCUUUUCUCUCUACUGUCACCUGGGUGAAAAACUGUUGCUCCAAAAAAGGCCUUAAACAGUGCCUAGGAGGUCUGAAAUGCAGUCAGAAUACAAAGAAAAACAAGAAGAUGCUAAAGGUAAGCUUCAAAGCGAUAUUCAAUGUACAUUUUGCUAAUUUAGUGAGCAAAGAAUACUUCUCCAUACAACCUCUUAUAAUUUUCUUGCUGUAUGAAUAAUUAAUUAGCUAAGUAGGAUAAUGUUGUUCAGGGCUCUCAUAGUGAGCUUGGGCUACCUGUGGUCCCCUUUCAUCUAUGGAAUAGUUAUUGCUGAGGAGUAUGAGAAAAAAUCCCUUUUUUUCUCAGUGGAAUAUGAAUAUUAUGGCAAUAUAAUAAUUAUAUAAUAUAGAUCAUCUCAUGCAUUCAGCAAAGGCAUAUUGUAAUCUUAUAUACAUGUACAUUUGUUGUUAUUCAUUCAUAAUUCCCUUGCUAAACCAGCUGGCACUGGACUGUCAAAUUUGGAAGUUGCUUAUUAUACCUAUACCAUGAUUGAUGAUGCCAGUCACUUAGAUGUUAACGAUGGUAUAAUAAAUACCAAGUGUCAUGCAAAACAACAGCUGAGUAGGCUAGUGUAGCUGGUUUUGCAUGAGUGCAAGAACUCAUGAAAGUUUUUGGACAAAAUUGAUAGCAUGAAUAUGCAAAAAUAUUACGCAGUGAAUGUCAACUGCUUUUUUAGGAAUAUAUUAUCUGCAAGAAAAAUUGAUCUGUUCAUUUUGUGAAACUUUGUUUAAAUUUUCUAGUGGUUAACCGUGGCAGGAUUAGCUCAGUUUGUAGAGUGCACGAUUGCAGGGUUGCAGGUCGUGGGUUCAAUUCCGGGACCAGACCAAUACUCAGGGUCUUAAAAUUACUGAUAAAUGUACAUGUACUGUAUUUUCCCUGCAAACGGCUAGACCUUCACCUGGUUCAGAUGACCAUUAAAAUGUUGUUCUCGUCUCCAUGAGGAGACACAAAUUUUACAGUGUCCUCAAUAAGUACUUUUGUUCUAAAUACAUUAAAACUCAUUUGUGUGGGGAUUUAUUAUUAUUAUUAUUAUUAUUAUUAUUUUUAUCUUUUAAGGUUUUACAUCGCUACAGUGAAUUUGUCACUUUGCAUUCAACCCUGGAGGUAUGGAUUAUAUUUUCAAAUUUCAUACCUGUAGUAAUUUUGCAGUCCAUCUGAAUUUUGCAGCGUUUUUUGUUAGGUGAAGUUUCACUGUAAGUUAAUACAUAAUUUAAGGCUUGAAAAAUACCCCAUCUGGUAGCCCAGGACAAGCAGAUUUUCUUGCUGGGCAAGUAACUUAUAAAGCUCACUAAUUUGCUCCAUGCAGGGUACUGAAUAUGCAUAAUGGAUUAUUAAAUAGAAGAGAAUGGAUUAAGCGUGAAUGAGCUUGGGCAUGCUUUUUUCUACAGUGUACCAUUAGUUUUUUUUUUCCUAUUUGCAGUACUGAGUGUUAUUGUUACUAUGACUGAUUGUUUAUUUAUUUAUUUAUUUCAUUCCUUUUCCCCCCUUUUUUUAGGUUUCUGGACUAGAACUUCCUCUUCCACCAAAAAAAGUCUUUGGCAAUAUGGACACCACCUUUAUUGCUGAAAGACAAAAUGGUCUCCAGAAUUAUGUUAACUUCAUUUUGGCCCAUCCUGUCUUAGCACGGCAUAUUUCUGUAAAGAAAUUCCUUGAUCCUGUCAACUAUUCUUGCGAUUUUCAAGGUACCUGUACUCAAUCAUUAUGUGAUAAGUGAAAUCCACUUUCAUGUUUAUCUAGCAUUCAACCCUGCAUAGUCAAAACAUUGUGGGACACAUGAUAAAAUUAGGCGUGAGGACGAACUUUGCUAAAUUAGCUCAUAUUGUACCUCUCAUAAUCUUAGCAAUUAGUAAUUCAAAUUCAAUUUCUCCCUUAAUUUUACCCAUGGGAUAUCUGUAAACUGUAGCUAUACAGUGUUCUCCCUAAGUAAUUAAAGCUAGGUGGAUUGCCUGGCUUAAUUCACUGAAAAAUUGUUGCCGGCUUGCUUAAAAACCAAAGAUUUAACUGAACGGAAGCUUAUGUUGACAUUUAGAGCUAGAAAUAAAUCACCCAAAGGAGGGAAUAAACCAUUGUCUGGUGUCUUUCUUUGUGUAUUUCCUCACAAGAUAUUGGUUAUAAAAGUGGUUUAUCGUUGGGUGAAUAUGUUCAAACCUGUGAGGUAUUCAUUUUGUUGAAUGGCCCUUUAGGAGCUUUAAACAUGGAGUACUAAAGGAAAUUCCUUCCCUUGCAGUCAACCCAAGAUGCACGGAACAAAGAUGAAUAGCUUGUCAAAAGCAAAUCUAGUUCUUUUUUUACAAAUUAAACUAAGUUCCCAAGUUGACAAGUUUUUAUUCAGGCUACAGCAGGCUUUGUACAAACACGGUUAAAAAUCACAGUGUCAGAAUACCCCCUGGUCUUCCCAAGAUCCUAAGGAGAACACUACCAUAAUGGCUCGUAAAGCAUAUAAAUUUUACAUGUACCAUGUAAAAUACUGUGUCUAUGUCUAUGUCUGAUACGUGAAGAAAGAAGGUUACCAUUGUUGGCACAUGCCCUAAAGCCCUUGAAAGUUAAGUGAAUUAUUAUUAUUAUUAUUAAAAUGAUUCUGACUAUCUUUCUGCCACAGAGAAAGGAACACAAAAUGUGGCAAUGUUUUUAAGAUCAGUUCCAAACUGGGAAAUAGUGGAACAUUUACCAGAUAUUGGUGAGUUAAAAUGACAUAGAUAAUCAAACCCAGUAAGCACAGGGGCACAAAGCAUGAAAAGAAAACGAAAGAAAUGAAUUAUAACAAAUUAAUGUUUAAUGAAAAUUAUAUGCUCUUUUUACAGUAUGCUAUCAUACAAACAUGGAUUUGACUGCUGUCUAGUUUUAUCUGUUGACAGGAAUUCAUUUUCUUUUUGUUUUGGGGUUAAUGAAGAUUGAUCAUAUCAAGUAAUGUGUCCGAAACAAAGGAAAAUCACAGAAUUUGAAACCACAAUAAUACAUUAUACAUGUAGUUAAAAGACUUUUCCUUUAAUAUUUAAAAAAAAGAAUCAAUUUACAUUUCUAAAUGACAUUUAUUAGAUAAGAGUUUGUUUGUUUGUUUGUUUAAUUACAUGUAUUGUAUUAUUUUAUUGAUUAAUUAAAAUUUAUUUUUUGAAAACAGCUCUAAAUUAUUAAUAGCUUUGGUCAGAAUAUAUAAAAAAAUAAAAAAUUGCCAUCUGUCAAUUUUUGUUAGAACAAAAGUAGAAAAAUUGCUAAUAGUUGAUGAAAUAAAUAUUUUAUAGCACCAGUACAGUAGGUAUCAGAUCUGUUUGGGCAUUUACAGUACACCAAAUGCAAAUGUGAGCAAUGUACCAUAAGAAAUAUUAUUUAAAUUUAUCUUUUAUGUUGACCUACCUGUAUACCUUAUAUUCCAGGUUGGCGGAUCAGGAAACAGUUCUUUUUAAUAAAACCUACAGAUCCGUCCAAAAAGGAUGUUAGGAACAUUCUCACCUGGGUAGUAUAAAGUAUUUUGUCUGAUAAAACUGUUUCAUCUUUUGUGAUAUCAAUUAAAAAUUAUUGUCCUGUCUCUCCCUCAUGAAUGCACUUUAUGAUAAUAAAAUGUAAAAAUAAUGUGGUGAAGCAAAAAAGAAUAAAAUGAAACAAAAAUCAUAAUUUUCAUGAACAAAAAGACAGUAAACAAUACAUUUAUUUCAUAAACAAACUUAGUUAUCAUUGACAUGAUUUAAUUAUGUCAGUUCUACGGUAGUUGCUUGUUGGAAUAACCGCACUGUACUUAUUUGUUAAAUUUUUAUACACAGACUCUUGAUUUAUUGAAUUAUGUUAAAACAUUGGUUUUUGUUCCUUACAUACAUGUAUGAAUAGACAGAUUAUGGUCCAGAUUUUAACUUGGUUCAGAAAGAUGUGGAGGCAAUAUUGAAAAUACUUACUUCUCUUCAGGUAAAAGCUGUUUAAAUGCAAAUGUUGCAGUUAAUUAAGUUACUUUAAUUCUGGGUUUAUUACAGCGACUGUAUAAUGCAUGCUGGUCAAAGGGAAAAAAGUUGAUAGUAUACUGGUAAUUAUUGUGCUAGGAGGUUUGGUACAUGGAAUUUGAACUCACUUGUAAUAAAGAGUUAAAAUUUUAUUAUUUAUUAUUAUUUUUUCUUUCUUCUUCUUUUUUUUUUAAACAAAUUAUGAUUUUAUGUUAGAAUAAAUACAAGCUGUAAUAUUAUAGUACAAAUCAGUGAUGAUAUACAUGUAAUAGAAAAAAGUAUAUAUAUAAAUUUUGCUUUUUUUGAGUGUCCAAAACUGUGGAUCCUGUAGGUUCUACAAACAUAUGACUUCUAUACAUGUAUUUUGAUCUAGAAAAGUGUUCCUUGACAAUAAAAAUUGUGCUCCUGUGAAGUACACUGUAAACUGAAAACAUUUUAUGUAAAAGGGAUCAAGACAUUCAGUAAAUAUACUGUACAGGUUAUUUAUAUCACUGUGUUGUAUGAUACUCUAUCUCAGUAUUCACUGUAGUUAUAAAAUAUUUUCAUCUUUCAGCACCCUUAUAUUAAUCCACCGUCAUUUAUAUCGUGUAAUUCAGAAGGAGUCAUUACUGUUAGGAAUUUUCUCCCAAAUGGAACAUUAAGAGAUUGUCUCUGUAAGGUUAGUUAUUGUUUCCCAAUCGUAAAUAUCCCUUUUUCGCUUAAACAGUACACUAAAAUCAGGAGAAAACAAUUAAGUUGUUACAAAGUUGAAACUUUAAAUACACAAUUCAGAUUCAGCUACACAUGUAACUUUUACAUAUUAUUGAACUGUAAUCACUUACUUGUACCUGGUAUCUACGGGGCUAUCGCUAAGGGCCCAGGGCUUGGUAAUUUUCCCCGCUACAAUUAGCAUGAAUCCUACAAUCCUCGCCACAUUAAAGUUGGGACACCCAGUGCUGUACCCAUAUUCCGACAAAAAGUUGUGCUCCUUCCAUCCCAGUGUUGAUUUUUUUGCUUCUGACAUGUCCACUUGCAAAAACCAACAUUGAUGGGGCAGAAAAUACCACUUCUGUCCCAACUAAUAUGACUAGUAUUGUAGCUAGCAGUACUCAUAGAAAACAAAAGGACAACAGAACCCAAAAGAACUUCCUAACUUCUCAAUUUUCAACCUACAUUUUUGUACAAAAUUGCAUAUAUAUACCUGACGAUUUGAAAUCUUAGUGAUAGGUCUGUUUCAAAUUUGCCAUUGAUUGAUUGACUGAUUGAUUGUUGAUUGAUUGAUUGAUUGAUUGACGGACUGAUUUAGGCAAACCCAAGAAUGAGUCAACUUAAGAAAUAUGGAAAUCCAAAGGCUAGAAGUAUUUUACAUGAGCAAAAUAUUCAGCUUUUUGGAAGGCAAAUCUUAGAGGUAAGCUAAAGUAUUAUUAACCCCUUCACUGCCAGAGUACUUGAUGGAGUUUUGUAAGGCGACUCUAACUUUUGAGUCUGCGGAUGAAAUCCUAUGAUGUGACCAUUCAAAUGAAAGCUCUCUGCCUGUACUUUCACUUGAUGCUAUUUGUUUGUCAAAAUUUUAGAAAAUGAAAUGUGGAAAUGUGGUCGAAAUUUGCCUUUGGCCACAUUUGGCAGUGAAAGGGUUAAUUAUCAUCAUCAUCAUCAUCAUCAUUUAUUUAUUUUUUUCCUUUUUUCACACUAAUUUAAAUUGUGGUUCAGUAAAUUAUUCAAUUAGUUUGAUUUGCAUUUUCCUUUUUUGGGGGGUAUGGUGUAAUUACAAAACAAAAAAGAAUAAAGUUGAAACCCAUGGUGAAAGUGAAUGACAAAAUACAGUCACUGGGCUAUGUUGCUAGCAUUGAUCUCCAUAAAUGCAAAUUUGCAAGAGAUGCUCACUAAUAAUAUUGAUACUGAGCAAUACUUUUGUAAGCCGGGACUACACGUAUAAAAGUGGAACAAAAAAUUAGUUAUUUUGUGGAUACAUGAAGAUGUCCACUUAGAGGUUAUAGGAGCUAUAAUAAUUCUAAUAAUUUAUUUGUUAUUACUUUAAAACCCUAUGAACAUAUUGAGAUCAAAGAAAACCCUGAAAUGUUAAUGGUUCACUACAAUAAUAUUAUUUAGCCUACUGCUUUGUCUAAACUGUUAAACAUAUUUUUUUGGCUUUCAAUUGCCAAAGUGGAAAUGAGUUGCAGCUUGAAAAGAACUGGGCCAUAUUUUUUUCACGUUCAAACCCUUUACUGUUUAGAGUUGAUCAUUAACCGAUCACGCUGAAGAUACUAUAGUCUUGGUUAUCAUUAUUGCAACUCAGCUUUGACCUAGAAAGUCAAACUCGUUGUGACAUGAUUAUAUCCCCUUUAAAAAUGUAGUGAUUAUAUGUUGCUCGGACCAUGAAUAAGUUUCUAUUCACUGGAAGAGAUGUCUGGAAGUUCAACUGAAUAAAAUGAGGACAUUAGAUUUCAUCCAUAGAAUUAAGUGCUAAGUUAGGCUCUUGUCUUGCACAAGCUGGUGAUUGGCUUAAUAAACAACUGUUUUGCUUCUGGUAGUACAGUGUAUGUCAAUUAGUUUAGUUUCAUUUUGGUGUCGGCCCAUGUCAAUUAUUUAAGUCGCAUUGUAAUAUUUCUGCAAUUCUAUGUAAGGACUCCAGUGUACUUCUAGUAUUUCUUCACUUUAAUAUUGUCGUCAGUGUGCAAAGAAAGUAGUGUCCAAUAGCCCGGGGCUAGUGGAUUAUGCUAUCGGGCUAGUGAAUUCUGUUCUUGACUUGCCCGACGGGCAAGUGAAGUAUUUUGAGGAAUUCAACUUACAGAACAACUGUGAAAUCAUUUCCGCUCAUCAAAAAUUUUGGGAGGCUAGUUGAAAUGACGUUUGGGCUAGUAAAUGCUAGCUUCAGCUUGCCCGAAUGGCAAGCUGUGAAAAUGACUUUCUUUGCACCCUGUAUUAUGCUUUUUAUUUUUGCAAAUUUAAUAUUCUGCUUCUUUCUCUUUCCAGGCAGUAAAGUUUUUACAUGAUAAAGGGAUUCCCUUUGGUGAGUGCUUAAAAAAUCUCCUUACUUUCUGGAGGUGUUUUGCACAUAGUUACAUGGUAUUGUAUUUCCUGGCAUUAUCCCUUAUUUACUGAAGCUGAUUUAGUGUCUGGUAAUAACAUUAUUGUUAUAAUGCAGUCAUGUAGCCUGAGGAAUCAUCCCAGUGGGUAUUUCCCGACGGCACCACUGGUUUCCCUGCAAAAUGAUGACUGAAGAAUGAGCAAAGAAUUUUUGUACUGAUGAUGCAUUACUACUCAGAUCUGGGUGGUGCUUCUGAUUGGUUGAAAUUUUUCUUCAACUUAUCAGUUCAUAAGCACUAGUACCUUGCAGAUCUGGGUUCUGAUACUUCAUCAUUAUUUAAUUUCUGUGCUUUUUCCUCAGACGUCUUUUCAUAGGGAAACCAACAGUGGUGUCGCAAAAAAUGAAUGUUGGCUGUUUUCUCAGGCUAGCAAUCAUGUGAAUAAUGAUUUAGCUGGGGACAACUGAAGCAUGGUUUUUAGCCAUGCACAGUUUGCCCUUAGCUUAUUUGAUUCAAAAUAGGGAUCAAUUUAAUAUUUCUUUUGCAAGUGUAAUUUACAGGUGGAGCUAUUGUUUUCAGACUCUAAAACAAUGGGUAUACUUGAAAAUUACAAUUGUAAAAGUUGUAUUAAUUGACCCCAGUAUAUUUAUUUAUUUUUUAUCAAUUUUUUUAAAUUUAUUUUUCUUGCAUCCCAGGUCAUUUGCACUCAGGAAAUCUUGUUAUAGAUGGAAAUGUGUGUAGGUAUGCCAGCCUGUGCAUCUCUUUGUGCCUUUCUUGUUCAUGUUAUGUUCUAACCACAGCGCACUAGAUAGUAUACACCGCAAGAUUUUUCUGUUCCUUAUAAAGCCUACCAUUUUUGAGAUUGUAACAUGAACACUACACUAUACCUUGUACAACAUCACAAUCUGUUUAGUGUUGAGAGCAUUUAAGCAUUGACACUAUAUCCUCAUGUUUUUGCUAUUUCAGAUUACUAGAAAUUGAAAGCGGUUUGUUAGGUGUUCCAUCCAUUCAUAGGCAUCGCUAUGUUCCACUGAAAAAAAUACAGGUUUGUACAGUGCUGUGCAAUUGUGUCUCUGUAGAGUAAUCACUGGUCAGACUGUGUUGUUUUGAAAUGAGUGGUAAGACUGUGGUGCUGGCACUGUGGAAGGACUUGUGUAAUAAAAUCUGAUACAAGUCUUUCACUAUUUGCCUUUCAGGAAAAGGAAGCCGAGGAUGUUUAUUGUUUUGCUCAUGUGUUAUAUGAGAUGUUUAGUGGAGAGCCAUUACGUACCAGUACACUAAAAGAUCUCCCCGCACACUGUCCAUCUCAACUCAGUAAGUAUUGUAUAUUGUAUAGGCAAAAUGGAAAUCUCAUAAAGGCUAAGGCGCACACGAGCCAAAGGCCCAAACAGCUGGAGGUUAUCCAGGUUUCUUUAGCAUGAAGCAUGCCUAGAAGUAGUGCUACUCCACCCGGGACAGGAUGCUAGUCCAUCGCAAGUUACCCCUCCAGCAGUAUGUUGUCGGUACCCAUUUAUACACCUGGGCCAAGUUGUUCAAAGCUGGGUUAAGAUAACCCAGGGUUAGUUCGAAAUUUGAACUCAGAUAUAAAAGCUUAAAAAGCAAAUUCAGUUUAAUUCUUUUUGUCAACAAUUUGAUGAUUGGCUCCUCUAAAAAGAAGAGAGAAAAUUGUCCGAGAAAAUGCUUUUGAUGAAAAGGGAAAGAGACCCGGGUUAAAUUUUAACCCUGGGUUAGCAGUAAUCGGCCUUUGAACAACUGGGCCCUGGGUGAAGAGAGACAAAGUGGAGUCAAGUAGGAAAUAACGCAGCGGGCGAGGCUUGAACUCUGGACCUCCAGAUCCGGAGUUCGAGGUGUUCACCACUUGGCCACACGCGCCUCCCAAAAUGUCACAAAGCCCUGGGAGUUUUUGUUUUGUUGUUGAUGUUUGUUUGUUUGUUUUGUUUCUGUUUUUGACAUUUUUUCCAGGAUGGAAAUUCUGCAAAAUUGGAGGUCCUCAAAACCUAGAAAUUGGAGCACUGAAUUUAAAAAAACCUGUGUAUAGAAUACUCCAAUAGCCAGUUUAGUCCUGGAAAACUCUUUCUUGGGGCUGGGAUGAGGCCAGGAAAAAAGCUGCCAAAAAUGUUGUCAUAGAAGGGUAGAAACCCUGCAAAGUUAAAUGAAAUGUUUGAGAUUAAAUAGAAGGUUGGCUGAGGCUGUGCUCUAAGAAAAUUGAAGGAAGCCCAGAGCUCUGAACCUGUAAAAGCCACAGUGUGCGGCAUAUGAUUUGUAUCAAAAAAACUAAGAUUUUCGGGUCGCCUGGGAGCAAAAGUUAGGUACCGGGGACCACCGUGAGCUGUAAAGGCACAGCUUUGCAUCAUCACCUGAAACUGGUUCAUGUAAUCAUGUCCAGCACAAAAUGAAAGGAAACUCAAAUAAUGCAAAAUACAAAGACAAGUGCAAACCCAACUUCCUUUUAAAAUGAUUCUGAACCCUCUUUAUAUAUGUAUUGUCUUCUAGGAUCUAUUUUGUUGUCGAUUCUAAGUGAUGAGGCAUGUAACAAAACAGGACUUCCUUCAGUUGCAGAUCUUCUCGCUAAUCCGUAUGUAUACUUAUUGCAUGUUUAAAGAAGUUUAGAAUACGAUGUAACAAAAUAAUUACUUAUUACAGUAUUACCAGGGAACUGACUAGUUUAUUUGGGGAUAGAUUUGUUGAAUGUGGUGCCGCGAGGGAAAAUUUUCUUUAACCAAUCAGAACACUACCUAGAACUGGGUAGUAACAUGUCAUCGGUAUGGAAUUUCUACUUUCGUUCUUCAGUCAUCAUUUCGCGGGGAAGCCAGUGGUGCCUUCACGAAGUGUCGGUUGUUUUCUCAGGCUAAUAUUCUGUUGGUCACUUCAAUGUCAAGUCAAAACCUGGAUCAAAAUUCAAUAAUUAUAAUUAUCCUUGAAUAAGAGUCACUGUGGGAGAGAAAACAUUUUAAAAAUGUCCCCAAAACAAUGUGUAUGGUGUUUAUCCCUUUGUACCGGAAUUUCAAGAAAGAGAGUGUAUGCUAUAUAUCUCGUUCCUUAAGCGGUAAUGAGACGAAACAAGGAGGAUAUAAUGGACUAAAUGUGUUAGAUAUCUUGUUCUUUAAGCGAUUGUGAGACGAAACAAGCGGGAUAAAAUAUGUGAAACAUAUAUCUCGUUCUUUAAGCGAUUAUGAGACGAAACAAUCGCGAUAAAGAUGUUAGGAUAUUAUUUAGCAUAAUACAUAAUUGGGCGACGUGACUCAGCAUUCCGGGCAACUUAACUAAAAAUUUCGGGCGACGAUGACGUUUGGGCGACUUGACCGUAAACCCACUAGGGGUUGUCACCGGAAAAAAACAACAAGUAAGGAGAGAAUCAAACAGCCAGCCGAGAGAUUUCUUUUGUUUCUUCAUGUAUUUUUGUUAUAUUUUCCUGUGGAAGUAGCCGGGAGUUGCGUUCAUGGUAGCCGGAGAAGAUUCCCAGCCACCGGCCCUUAAUAAUAGCCCCCUGGCAUUUAAUUAUUUAUUCAUUUUGUUAUGUUACUGAAUUAUCUUUAUGCUCCUCUGGCAGGUUCUUUACAGCCAUAGACCUCCCCUCUACCGACAAGCCUCAACUAAAGGUAUAAUCCUUCACAUUGACUAUAGGACUUACAAUGAGGGACAAAAGUGUUGAGACAUUUCCGUAAAAUGGCCCCUUUUUGCAUAUUAGACAUACCUAUCCCCUUCCCCUGUCUACCCCAACCCCUUCCCCCCAAAAUCAAUGUUGUAUUUUUGGACCCUCAAGUCUUAAAAAAUGUUUGAUAAAAGCACCCAUUUUAAACAAGUGUGUCAACUACUUUUGUCUGUGAUUGUAGGUCUUCUUGUCGUUGUACUCGUAUUUACAAAUAAAUCAUUUUUAUUUUUGUAUCGGAACAAGCACUCAACUCACGGGAUAUGAAAGUGAAUAGGAUUCAGAACGGUUAAUUGAUAGCUAUGGCUUAUUUAGUAUUAGCAAAUCAAAUGAAAUCAGUAUCCCCUCCCUCAUCCUCCCCAACCUCACCACACCCCUUAUCUUGCCCUACCUCUCGCGUUCAGUUUUAAGGUUAUUGGUCAAGUCACCCGAAAGUCAUCUCGCCCGAAGUUUUGUCCCCCGAAAUGCUGAGUCAUGUCGCCCGAAAUUUUAAUAAAGAGUGCAUGUGAUAUAUCUCGUCUUUAAGAGAUGAUGAGACGAAACAAGCGCGAUAGAGAUGCUAGGAUGUUGGUGAGCACCAUAAAAUUUCGGGCGACAUAACUCGACAUUUCGGGCGACUAAACGAAACAUUUUGGGGGAUAUAACUCUAGUUUUGGGCGAGAUGGGUUUCGGGCGGUUUGUCCGUAAACCAAUUUUAACAGUCGCCUACAGAUCAGUUAGCACUUGCACACACAAACACAGGGUCCAGAGGAGUUUCGUGUGAAUUUUACUUAAUGAAUGGAACUUUUUACAGAUAUGGACAGCGAAUCGUGCUAAUUAAUCGGGUUACCCUAGAAAUAUUUAGAUGACAUUUGCUAAAGAAGCGAAGAAAUCUGACCCAGAUCGACUUUUGAAAAAAUCAAUAACCGCAAGCCAUAUCCUCGCUGGCGCACGGCACGUCGCCCGAAGGGUGAUCGAAGGCCGUCGCCCGGAGGGCGACCGAGGCACGAAGUGCCGAGUAAAAGAAAGGACAAUUUGUUUCCUCCCUUUCCGUAUUUUAUACUGUAAGCCGAUCUUGCGAGCCCUCAGUCUCUUGGUUUGCGGUCUAUAGAAUGUGUAACGAAACCGUAACGCGAUCAAAAUGACCCAUUUUUUCAGAGGUUUUCGACGGGUUUUGAUGUUCUAACGACAAACACAUCUCCUCUGGACCCUGUGACACAAACAUAGAACGUGCACAUUAUACGUCUCUCCAAGCCUUAUUGUUUCUUGUUUAUCGUAGAUCCCAAGUAAAUUAAAAGAAGCUAUCAAAGCAGCCAAAGAACGUGCAGAAACGAAGCUGAAGGAAGAUCAGAAGCUUGUAAGUUGGAUCAAACUUUUAACACCUCAUGACUGAUUCUAAAUUACCAAGGUAGCUGUCCGAUCAGCCUUGCGUUAAUUUAUAGCGGAGCUCCACAGCUAAGGAAAUGUGGAAAUCUACCCAUCCGAGAAAAUUUGGUACUCACUGGACUUUUAGAAAGAAAAUACAACAACAAAGUCUUGUCUUUUUCGGCGUAUUUUUUAUGUUUACACAAAUGUGGAUAACAGAGGAAGCUAGAGCGAGUUAUUGAAAACAAAGGAGACUAAUCUCGUAAAAAGAAAAAAAUAACUCAAUCAGCAGGUAUGGCCACCCAAAUGCAACUGAAGGUUAUUUUGGCGGGAAAAUCGCAUAGCCACCCGAGCCUUGUAAAGCAGAGACAACUAAAGAGUCAAUAAAGAUGUAAACGGAAAGCGGAAUUAUUUUCUCUAUCCGUGUUGUCUAAAGUAUUAAGCUUAGAUAAAUUGUCAUGUCCACAAAUUUGGAAUAUAGAGCAAGGGAAAGUCAGAGAAAAAGAGAAAGGAGGCGGCAGGCCAGCGAAGCUUAACGAGAAAAAAAAGGGCGACAGAGAUCUUGAGCGAGAGAUAAAAACAAAGGAGACAUUUUUCUGUUGGAAGAACAACAUGAAAUUUUGUAGCGGCGGUGACAAAAUGAGGAAUGCUAGCGGCCACCAAUGCAAGGUGAAAAUGAGCGGCAGUGAAAAAAAAGUGAACGAGAACACGUAUGACAUUUCCUCCCAAAAACGUGUAAAUAAGAAGUUUCUGGAAGUUUCACGUUGUAGUCGUGCAAAACAACGGCAAAGAAAUGUACAAAAAAAAGUGUGCUGCUCGUGCAAAGUUGCUUUUUUGCUAAUUAGACCUGUUGUUGUUUUUUUACUGUUCUCCGACGUUGCCUUUCCCGCUUAGCAUUACACGAUUUUAUAUUUUGUUUGAACAAACUAUAAAUGUUACCGAGAGCUUUGCUUUUAUCCCUGGCUAAAUCUAUAUAUUAUAUAUUGCUGAUCGUGAUCUACACCAAGAUCCAUUUGACAUUCAAAUAAACACAUGUUCUUUAAACCUCCUAGCUACUUUGCCACAAGACCUAUGCCACUAUCACGUAAAUUAUUCUUUAAAAAGUAGCCGUUUGAGUUCAUCUGAUGGAGUACUUCUACCUCACUUUUGACUGUUUUUAUUUUCAUCAGUUACGGCAGUUUCGUAGAGCAUCUAAAGCGCAUGCUCAUCACAUGUCGGAAGAGGAAAAGAAAAAAAGAAAGAAGUCUCUAAAGAAGGUAACAGCUAGACCCUAUCAGUGCCGGAUCCAGACCUUGAUAUAAGGGGGUGGGGGACGGUCAUCCAGACCCUGAGAUAAAGGGGGGUCCGGUCUCCAAUUUUUUUUGUUGGCCCUUGGGGCCUCAGUUUGGUCUAAAAAUAGGUGGGCGGGGCGAGGGCGGGGGCAGGCCCCUUCCCUGGAUCCGCCACUGCUAUCUCUCCCUCAGAUUCUUACUUGUUACUAGCAUCGCCGGGGCCUUCCUUAGGGACCCGAGGAGAAAGGAGAUUUUAUUUUUCUCUCCUUUUCGCUUCUCUGUUCCCCAUUCCCUCCAUAAACGCCUACUCAGGUUGACUUGCUUCCUGUUUGUUCCAGAAGGAAGUAGACCUCCUGAGUAGACUCAGUUGGAGCACUUUCUUCCUUUUUCCAUUCUUUUUUCUUUCUUCCUUUCAUUCCCUUCUCAUUUUUUACCCUGAUUUUAAAGUGUCGUUCUUCAAUAUUUUCCUUUUUUAUUCCUUAUAGUUACAGAAGGAAUCUUCGAUAUCAGAUGCGUCACAGGCGGCAGGUGAGAAAACUAUAAAACACGAUAUGCACGCUUGAGUUUCUCAGGAAAUAUGUGUAGUCACAGGGCUUUCGCUUUGCUUAUAAGUAUAACCUGUCUUUACCCUCGGCAGUUUAUAAAGCAAAAGUAAGAAAACACAAAUAGGACCAUGCAAAUAAGUCAACCGAGUACAGUUUAAAUAUAUAUAACAAGGUAGAGAAAUCCAGGCGGUUGAAGCCAAGCCAGUGGGCUGUUCACGGACUUGGACGAGGAGUUGAAUUCGGAACCAGAAUCGAGAAACAGCUUUGAGUCUGUUUUUGUUUGAUAAUUUAUAAAUUGUUAAAGAUUCUCGCGGAGACUUAUCUCGCAUGCCUCUUUUUUAGCAAGCGUUCUUUUCACUCUUGCUUCUGCGCUCGCCCGCUUGGCAGUCCCCGUGGCUGGCAGUCUCAAAUCAACGCAAACACGGAAAUCCUUUAGUUAUUGAUUUUAACUGUUUUAAUGUGUCACAUUUUUGUAGCUCGUCCAUCUUCCCCUCCACCUUCCCGGCCAGCAACUAAUGGUAAGUGGGCUUCUUCCCGUCGAUUCUGUGUAAGUAACGCUUUUUACCUGGGCUUCCUGUGUCCAGCCUUCAUUUUUGGCCAUAAAACCUUACUACUUGGGACUCUAAUGCGCCUGCGCACAUUUCUGCGGAAAUUGAUUUGAGCACCGGCUCAUUCGCCACUUGCACAUUUCGGGUAUCUUGUUUGCUCCACAAAAUUUUCAAUAAGCAUUGUUUUGAAUUUCUCUUGACUAUAACACCCAGGGGAAAUUGGAAACAAUGGCUAUGCAAAAUUUUACGGGACAAACAGUGCAUUAUGAUCUAUAUGAAAAUGGUGAAAGGACAAUAGUCAUAAUGGGUUGGUCUCUGUCAGUGAACGUUCACACAAUAUGUUUGUGUGUGUUUGUCUAAUUUCACUUUGAUAAACUGAUUUAAUCAAAUCCUGUUCACGAUGUUUGUUGGGUGUGUGUUAAGCCUUAGUCACGCCAGUCAAUGAAAAAACCAAAUCUUCGCGCGAUGCGCCUGUUUAUUUAAGGAAGAACCAAGAGAAAAGUAACAAUGAAAAAUGUCAGACAGAAAGUCCUUUAUGUGCUUGUCCAGAAAAUACUUUCUGGCAAGGAAUUAACACAUUUUGCCCUUCUCAUUUUUCAGCGUCGGUGCCACUCCCUCCCCAGGCCCCAGCUCAGCCUCCCCCUCCUCCCUCUCCGUCUAAGGCGCCUGCGCAGAAAACGUCUAUGCGGCCUAAAACAUCAGAACGAGGUGCGUUGUUGAGCUCUAUCUGCGAUUUUAAAAAGGGUGGAUUGAAGAAAACUGAAACCAAUGACAAAAGUAAACCGAGGAUAUGAGAUGCUGAUUAAGAAACAAGACAAUGUAAUGAUGUACUCCUAUCAAGGUCAAUCAUCAUCUUAAUCGCCAGUUUAGGUCGGAACACACUAGGCGACAAUUUGCAAUAACAUGUCGCGGCGACACGUGUGUACUGGACGAUUUUUGCGAAAAUCUUUGUCACCGCAACAUGUCGCCAAAAAAUCAGAUCAGACAAAAUUGCGGCGACAAAAUUCUGUUGCAGAGAAAAUUUUUCACCAAAAAAUAUCCUGUACACACGAAGCCAUUUUUCCCUGCGAUGCGUCGCAGGGACAACUUGUUGCUGCAACUACUCGCACGACCUGCACACAAGGAGUGAUCCUGUCUCCACGACGUGUUGCUGCAACUCAUCGC